AUGUUGCCUUUAAUAGUACUUUUACUCAGUCUCGGUCCAUUUCUGCUUCUUUUAAAUUAUUUCAAAUGGGAAGCAGAAGAUAGAAAAAUUGGAAUUUCUGGACCUCGAAGCACUUUACUCCUCGGAAAUAUCCCAGAUUUGUGGAAAGACAUCAAAAAUAAGACAGUUUUUAAAAAAGCAACUGAACUUUGUGAUGAAUUUGGCGAUACUUACCGCUUAAGAAUCGGUUCAAAGCUUGUUAUUUUAACAAGAGACGUGAAAAUCAUCGAAAACAUCAUUCACAAUCCGAAAUUCGUAAAAUCCGAUGAUUAUCGGUUCUCACGUGACUGGUUGGGAAACGGCUUGAUUCGUUCUUCGGGCGAACAUUGGCAUAAAUUUCGUAAAUUAAUUACGCCAGCGUUUCAUUUUAAAAUUCUGGAACGAUUUGUGGCAGUUUUUGAGGAACAAACAGACGUGCUGAUACAAAAUUUGAAGGAAUUGUGUGAAGAUAGGGUCGUAGAUGUGGUGCCAAUUUUUCAUGCAUUCGCCUUGGAUGUCAUUUCGGAGUCGGCGAUGGGAGUAAAGUUGAAUUCUCAAUCGGAUCCGGAUAAUAAAUUUUUACAAGCGACACAAGAACUUCUUCACUUCAUGGGAAUGAGAUUUUUUAGUCUUCUUCACAGCAAGGACUGGUUUUGGAAAAAUUGUCCAUCAGGAAAACGUGAAAAAGAGCAAAUCGCGUAUAUUCACAAUUUUGUAGACAAAAUAAUUGAUAAUCGUCGAACGGAGUUGCUUGUUCAAAAUGGCGAUGGACUGCGAGAAAUGGACAAGGAACGUCCCGUGCUGCUUGAUAUUCUUCUAAAAUCCGAGUUGGAUGGAAAGCCGUUGAGUAAUGAAGACAUACGAGCAGAAGUUAAUACUUUUAUGUUUGCUGGUCACGAAACCACCGGAACAACCCUUGGCUUCCUCAUUUACGUUCUUGCCAAAUACCCAGAAGUCCAGAAAAAAGUCUUUCAAGAGAUUUGUGACUUAAAUUUACAUGUAAAAACCAGUCCUUUAACGAUGCGCGCUGCCAACAGCUUAAUUUACGCUGAAAAUGUCAUCCGGGAAACUUUACGCUUGUACCCGAUUUUGUCCGGGGCUCACAAAAAAUGCACAGAAGACAUUCGGAUCGGAAAUUUAUUCAUUCCAGCGAAUGUUUCUGUCGUCACGCUCAUUUACGCGAAUCAUCAUAACCCAAAAUAUUUCGAAAAUCCUGAAAAAUUCGAUCCUGACCGAUGGAACAAGGAAAUUUCUUCGGAAGAACGGAAUCCAUUAGCUUACCAACCAUUUUCUGCCGGGCUGCGGAACUGCAUUGGACAAAAAUACGCCGUUUUAGAGCUAAAAGUCGUCAUGAUAAAGUUAUUACGUGAAUUUCACAUCGAACUGGGGUACGAAGACUUCACUGUUGAUAUGGCACAAAGUAGUUUGCUUUACUCACGAAAUGGCGUGCAGAUUAAAUUCCGAAAAAGGCAGCUUUAAAUUUGAAUUUAAAUAAUUCAAUAAAACAAAAUGCGGAAUAGCACACAUUUUAAAGUCACAAAAUGUUUUAUUUUUAUUGUUUUACGACACAUCGACGCGCACACACACACACACAUGUUAGCGCCAUAAAAUGCCAUGCGGAGAGUGUUAG
This is a messenger RNA of Culicoides brevitarsis, 1648 nucleotides long. Its product is annotated as probable cytochrome P450 4d14. Gene Ontology annotation, molecular function: heme binding; iron ion binding; monooxygenase activity. The transcript is spliced from 3 exons. The record is from RefSeq and is a predicted model, not a curated record. The coding region runs from base 1 to 1497 and encodes 498 amino acids. Lineage: Eukaryota; Metazoa; Arthropoda; Insecta; Diptera; Ceratopogonidae.